CAAAGCUUCAAGCUCUACGGAUAUUGGCGCUCGUCGUCCACCUGGCGGGUUCGAAUAGCACUUGCAGUCAAGCACAUUGAAUACGAAACAAUUCCAAUUGACCUUGCAGGAGAUCAGCAAAAAUCGGAAGGAUACCUGGAAGUAAAUCCUUUUGGCCAGGUGCCUCUUUUGGAGUGCAGCGACGUCCUGACUGGUGGGACAAUUCGCCUGGGUCAGUCAAUUGCAAUCAUUGAUUUUUUGGAAGAAGCUUUUCCGCUUCGCAAGUCCCUGUUGCCGAAAAACCUAGUUGAGCGGGCCAUUGCCCGACAGAUGGCGGAAAUCAUAAACUCAGGAACUCAGCCUUUGCAAAAUAUUUUCUCACUGAGGGAUUUCGAA
Molecule: messenger RNA, 375 nt
Organism: Phaeodactylum tricornutum CCAP 1055/1
Lineage: Eukaryota; Bacillariophyta; Bacillariophyceae; Surirellales; Neidiaceae
Exons: 1
Biological process (GO): L-phenylalanine catabolic process; glutathione metabolic process
Molecular function (GO): maleylacetoacetate isomerase activity; glutathione transferase activity
Source: RefSeq, a predicted model, not a curated record